Messenger RNA from Nicotiana tabacum (common tobacco), 1511 nucleotides. RefSeq lists its product as uncharacterized. NCBI's taxonomy places the organism in Eukaryota, Viridiplantae, Streptophyta, Magnoliopsida, Solanales, Solanaceae. The record is from RefSeq and is a predicted model, not a curated record.
UCUGUGUAGUCUACUUUUUGUCUGCUUCUCUCUCCUUCACUCUCUAUCAAAUUCUUUAAUUCUUUAUUUGUUUUUUUUCACUGCUACAUUCCCCAUUUUUGUUUUUGUCUAUAAUUUAAAGGGACCCUCAUCCUUUUCUUCUCCUUUUAUGAAGCUGGGUUCAUACUUGUGUGCAGCAAAAUGCAUCUUGUAUACAUAACUCUCAGAUCACACCAGUCCUUGAGAGGAGGAUUUUGAAGCAAUUCUUGAUAUAGUUCUGUCUCUUUCUUUGCUGAUUAGUUGAGAAUUAAAAAUCGAAUCUUUGUGCAUAAAUCAGAGAGAGAAGAAAAGGGGAAGAAGAAAUUAGGAUUUUCAUUUGGUUACAGUAUGAAGGAUUUUCCUUCUUGUUUUGGGGAAACUGGGGUUCAAGUAGCUGAUUUUUCAUCUACUAAUAAGGCUGCUCAGAAUUUGGUAACUUGUGUGUACCAGUGUAAAUUGCGUGGGAAAUCUUGUUUGCUUAAUGUUACAUGGAGUAAGAAUUUGAUGGGUCAAGGUCUUACUGUUGGGAUUGAUGAUAAUACAAAUCAGUGCCUCUGUAAAGUUGAUAUUAAGCCCUGGUUGUUCUCCAAGAAGAAAGGGUCAAAGACUUUAGAAGCAUAUUCUAGGAAAAUUGAUGUAUAUUGGGACCUUACCUCAGCUAAGUUUGGAUCUGGUCCAGAGCCAUUAGAAGGAUUCUAUGUUUGUGUUGUUUCCGAAAGGCAAAUGAUUUUGCUCCUUGGUGAUAUGCGAAAAGAAGCUACCAAGAAAACAGGUGCCACGCCUUCUGCUUCUGGUGCUGUUUUUAUUGCUAAGAAGGAGCAUAUAUUUGGCAAGAAGGUAUUUGGCACUAAGGCUCAGUUUUGUGAUAAUGGUCGAGUGCACGAUCUCGUGAUUGAAUGUGAUACCAGUGGAACCAGCGACCCAUGCCUUGUCAUCCGUGUGGACAGUAAGCCGAUGAUGCAGGUAAAGAGGCUCAGAUGGAAGUUCCGCGGUAACCAUACCAUUUUGGUUGAUGGCCUUGGCGUAGAAGUAUUUUGGGAUGUUCAUAACUGGCUCUUUGGCACGUCCGCUGGAGAUGGUGUAUUUAUGUUCAAGACCAGCCUUUCAGCUGAGAAAUUAUGGGCAGCCCAGCCCGUCUGCGAUCCCCAGACACUACAUUGGUCUUGGUCACAGAGAUUCCGAGAGGCCCAGUCGCAUAGUCUUGGUUUCUCACUCUUUUUAUAUGCUUGGAAAAACGAAUAGGCAAUUUGAUUGGAUUCAACUUAGAGUUCUAACUUAUACUUUACGGAGUUGUGAUUUAUAAACAAUGAAAUUCAAUUAUACUUUCAUUUUUAAAUUGUUAAUUUGUUCUUUUCGUAUGUUCAGUUUCUCAAGCUGAGAGCCGAAGUGGACAUUUUUGUCCCUUUGGUUGUAAAUUAUUCAACUACAGUUCUGAUCAUUUUCUUUUCCAAUUUCCAUGGAGAAGUAUAUGAAAUCCAUUUAUUCUUGGUCAA